Saccostrea cuccullata (small rock oyster) is the source of this 3243-nucleotide messenger RNA. RefSeq lists its product as uncharacterized. The record is from RefSeq and is a predicted model, not a curated record. Lineage: Eukaryota; Metazoa; Mollusca; Bivalvia; Ostreida; Ostreidae. The transcript is spliced from 2 exons. The coding region runs from base 152 to 2860 and encodes 902 amino acids. Gene Ontology annotation, biological process: DNA integration. Gene Ontology annotation, molecular function: nucleic acid binding.
UCUCAUUCGUUUCAGGAAGGAAAGAGUAGCCGUAGUUGCUGACAUUCAAAGCAUGUUUCACUCAUUUCUGGUGGAUGAAGGCCAUCGUGACUAUUUACGUUUCUUGUGGCAUUAGGAUAAUGACUUUGAAAAACCACUGGUUACUUACCGCAUGAAAGUUCACGUAUUUGGCAAUCGCUCCUCUCCUUCCGUGGCAAUGUAUGGUUUACGUCACAUUGGUGAGCUAGCUGCUAAGACCCAUGGACAGGAAGUGAAAGACUUCAUUGUGAACGACUUUUACGUAGACGACGGCUUGAAAUCUUGUGCAACUAUUUAUGAGGCAAUCAGCCUCAUACACAAAACUCAAGAUGCCAUGAAGGAGUAUGGUAACAUAAGACUUCACAAAUUCGCAUCUAACGUCAAAGAAGUUAUGGAAGCCUUUGAUUCUAAUGACCUUGCCAAGAACCUUGUUGACCUGAAUUUCGAUAAGGAUGCCUUAACUCAAAGCAGUCUUGGACUUCUGUGGGACUUACAGACAGAUACCAUUAGAUUCAAAGUUUCUAGUGAAAACAAACCGUCUACAAGGAGAGGUGUACUUUCUGUUGUGAACCGUCUUUAUGAUCCUCUCGGAUUCAUCGCCCCCGUUAUUAUUCAGGGCAAGAUUAUUUUGCGGAAAGUAGUGUCAGACACGUCAGACUGGGAUGAAGCCCUACCUGAUUACCUAUUUGAAGAAUGGGAGAAAUGGAAGAAUAACUUACCCGACUUGGAAAAGUUACAAAUUCCUCGAGUGAUUGUUCCUAAUCUGAGCGAAGCACACAGGAAAGAACUACUCAUUUUCUGUGAUGCAUCCGAACUAGCCAUAGCUGCUGUUUGCUAUUUAAAGGCGCACUAUCCCGAUGGUUCUACUUCUCAAGGCUUCGUUUUAGGGAAAGCAAAAGUGGCCCCUGUCAGUGGACAUACAAUCCCUAGACUAGAACUUUGUGCCGCGGUACUUGCUGUGAAUGUAGGACAAACAGCAAAAGAACAGCUAAAGAUAGAAAUAGACGAUGUGAAAUAUUUUAGUGACAGUCGGAUUGUGUUAGGAUACAUAAACAAUGCUAAGAAACGAUUUUUUGUGUACGUCGCUAAUCGUAUUGCUCACAUUCUCAGUCUAAGUGAUCCGUCACAAUGGUCCUACAUACGUAGUGAAAUUAACCCAGCAGAUGUUAGCACGAGAGGAAUUCUCCCGAGGGAAAUGCAGAACUGUGUCUGGAUCUCUAACCUAGAAAAAACAGACAUCAUACCUUCUGAAGAACAUUUUCCUCUUGUGAGUCCCGAGGAAGACAAGGAAAUCCGCUGUAACAAAACUGACAUUGAGACAAAAUCAGCUUACGGCCUGAGCAAUGAUUUCCUCACAAAAUUCUCAAAGUGGAACAAACUUGUAGCAGUGGUUGCUAAAGUUUAUGGAUUUAUUCAGAAGUGUCGUAAAGCAGAGAGCAUGUUGAGUGAUGUUGACCUUCUGUGCAAAGCUGAAAUGGUCAUUAUCAGAGACAUUCAGCAGAAUUUCUAUUCUGAGGAAAUUGAAAACUUACAGGACUCUAAACCUUUGUCAAAAAACAGUCCUAUUCAAAAACUAGACCCGUACAUUGACAGUGAAGGCAUUUUACGUGUUGGUGGUCGUUUGCGAAACCUCAGUGCUGAUGCUUCAUUCAAGAAUCCAAUGAUUCUACCUGCAAAACAUCAUGUAACCACUCUUAUCGUCAGAAAACUUCACUCAGAUGUCAAACACCAAGGACGUCAUAUUACAGAGGGUCAUAUUCGUUCAUCUGGAUUUUGGAUCGUCGGAGGUAAAAGACUUGUGUCAUCUGUCCUCCAUAAGUGCGUCACUUGCAAGAAGCUUAGAAAAGUACCAGAAUACCAGAAAAUGUCUAACUUACCUGAGGAUCGUCUCAUACCAGGACAACCACCCUUCUCUAACGUUGGAGUUGACAUUUUUGGACCGUGGAACAUUAUUACACGACGUACCAGAGGUGGCGCAGCAAACAGUAAAAGAUGGGCUGCUCUAUUCACUUGCCUCGUUACCAGGGCUGUACAUAUCGAAGUCAUAGAGGAAAUGACAUCAUCUUCAUUUAUAAAUGCGCUCCGUCGAUUUAUCGCCAUACGUGGGCCUGUUCACGUCUUUCGAUCUGACAGAGGAACAAAUAUCAUUGGCGCUGCUAAGGAGUUAAAGGUCAAUGUGAUAAAUGUAGAGGAUGAACAUCUCCACAACUUUCUCAACGAGCAGAGAACAACGUGGAUCUUCAACCCUCCCCACUCCUCUCACAUGGGAGGAGUGUGGGAACGUAUGAUUGGGAUCACCAGACGUAUACUGGAUGCUAUGCUACUUGACUACGGAUCUAGGAGUUUAACGCAUGAGGUGCUCACUACAUUCCUAGCAGAAGCUUCAUCCAUAAUCAACUCAAGACCCCUUGUGUCGGUACCUACAGAUCCUGAGAAUUCAUUUGUGUUAUCCCCAUCAACUCUACUCACUCAGAAAACAAGUGUUAAAGACAACAAACUGUUCUCUGAUCAUGUUAACAAGAGCGAGUUGUUACAGACACAGUGGAGGAGGGUACAACACUUAGCAUCCAUUUUCUGGAGACGAUGGAAGACAGAAUACUUGAACACUCUUCAGAUGCGCCGUAAGUGGAAUCUACCCCAAAGAAAUCUAUCAUCCGGUGAUGUGGUGUUACUUUGCGAUAAAGAACUACCCCGUAAUUCUUGGCCAAUGGGAAUCGUUGUCAAGUCUCUACCAAGUGAUGAUGAUCUAGUGCGUAAAGUGAUAAUUCGUACUAUCGUGAAUGGUGAACCCAAAACUUAUGUGCGCCCCGUUACGGAACUUAUUGUUCUUGUGGAACAGUGAACAUUUCUGUCAUUCAGUGCAACAGAUAUUACAAGAGACUGUAAAUUGACUGUAAUUUAAUUUAUUACAUGUUUACAUUAUCUUAAAUAUCUAUUUUGAAAUUUGAUGAUAUUAUUAAUAUCAGGCGAGGAGUGUGCCGUCUUGUAAUCCGGAAUUUUUUCUUCCGGCAUGCCUUGGUUUUCUUUUUUGUUUGUAUUUGUUAUUUCCGUGCGUGUUGCACGAGAUUUUUUCUGUCACUCGUCGCCUUACUCAGUACAUGUACAGUCAUACUGUUGUAACAGUUGUUUACUCUGCCCACAAUCUUUUCACCGUUUCGUUUCGUUAUGUUUCGUUUCGUCUCAAUAAAUCAUAAGAACAACGGUUAACUAGCUGUGGUUAUUAAU